UCGCAAGUGAUUCUAAGGGCACAUGUAAUGAAAUCGACAAGAUGGACAUUAUAUUGAAUGAUUGUGAACAGCGAUAUCCUGAAAUUGGAGAAAAAUUGGAGAAUUUCAGAAGCAACCAUGAAGAACUCGAAAUUAGACGCAAAGCACUUCAGGACGAGCUCGAUGAAGUUGAACGUCAACUUAUGAAUAAUAGCGCCAAGAUGCAAGAAGUCGAGAGCCAAAGGUCGUCGUUGCUUCAAAACACAAGGAGUGCCGACGAGACGUCGAAGGUGUUGGCGGAAAAGACUGACAAGUUGACCAAGUCCGACCAGGAGGAACCUGUCAAAUCAUUAAUCAAGUCGGACGACAAGAAUAUAAAUGGAAAGAGGAAUAUGCCAGCCGAAAUGUUGUCACAGGAAACGUUACUCAAGAAGACCAAAAUUUCCUCAAGUGUUCCUUCCGAGGAAAUGGAUCAAUUGAGGCAGAGACUGGAAAAUGUCAGUAGAGAACAUCAGGAGAUUCGACAAAAUAUCGUAACCCUGAGUACCCGAAAGACAGGGGCUCCACCCAGUGCCUCCGAUUACACCACCACCGCAUCGGAAGUAGACUCCAUAACUGAAAGCAUGUUGGUCGAUAAUCAAGCCUCUGAUGGUGCUGAAAACGUCGACACGAUCGCAAGUACCACCACUGAUCAUGGUUCCGAGGCGUCCACAAGCAGUGCCUCUAAGGUUUAUGAAAAACUUACACCUGUCGUG
Messenger RNA from Acaulospora colombiana, 734 nucleotides. Lineage: Eukaryota; Fungi; Glomeromycota; Glomeromycetes; Diversisporales; Acaulosporaceae. The record is from the annotation of a GenBank genome assembly.